This is a messenger RNA of Rhagoletis zephyria (snowberry fruit fly), 1189 nucleotides long. RefSeq lists its product as uncharacterized. The record is from RefSeq and is a predicted model, not a curated record. NCBI's taxonomy places the organism in Eukaryota, Metazoa, Arthropoda, Insecta, Diptera, Tephritidae.
AUGAGAAGUCAGCAGCUAACGCCACAUCAACAGCCAUCUCGUCGUGUAAUGUUAGUCGGAAGUGAGCGUCAACAGGAUCACGUAGCCAGUUUUAAGUGUUAUGUGUGCGAUGGGGCACACUCGAUUAGAGAUUGUCAAACUUUCAAUGAGUCAAUGAGUGUUCGUGAUCGUUGGGAAAAGGUGAAAUCCCGCAGCUUUGUUUCUUGUGCCUGCGUAAAGGACACAACACAUCUAACUGCCGUUCAAAAAAGUUUUGUGACGUUAACGCCUGCCGCCGCUAUCAUUAUCGAAGUUUACAUGAAGCCUCGAGUUCAAGUUCUGCGCCGUCCGCAGCACAAAGUCGCGCUGCAACUCAUAUCGCUAUUCGGACCGAACGGUAAAGAAGAUUUGUAUGCCAUGGUUGAUGAAGGAUCAGCUAUAUCACUACUAGAAGAUAGCGUAGCCACAAGAUUGGGUCUCAAAGGACGUAAGCAGCCCCUGACUUUACAAUGGUAUGGACAAAAGUGUACGACUGAAGAGUCGCCAAAAGUGACUGUUGAAAUACAGGGCAGAUGUACAACAGCGACGUACACGCUACAUAAUAUUUGCACUAUUCGUAACCUCGAUUUACCAGAACAGUCCUUCCGUAAAGCAGAUUAUAGCCAUUUGAAGAUUUUGCCAUUAGAGGAUUAUCAUCAAGUCAAACCAUCGUUGCUGUUAGGUUUAGACAAUAUGUAUUUAAGUGUGCCGUCCACAACAGUACAAGCUGGCAGCGGAAACCCAGUAGCCAUUAAUACAAAGCUGGGUUGGAUAGCCUACGGUUCAACCCGAUCGCCAAUUACAACGCCUGUGGUACUACAUAUUCGAGAAAAGAACAACUUGGACUCGCUACAUGAACUGGUUGCAGAAUAUUUCGCCGCUGAUAACUUUGGUGUCAACAAUGAGUCAACGAAGCAACUAGAGUCAGAAGACAAUCAACACGCUCGUAAGAGGCUGGAAGCUAACACACGUCUCAUCGGUAAGCGCUUUGAAACCGGUUUACUGUGGAAAAGUGUUCCACCAGCACUUCCGAACAGCUUUGCUAUGGCUUUCAAACGACUGUUGGGUAUUGAGAAGAAAAUGCGCCUAGAUGAAGGGUUUUCCGCCAAGUACAAAGAAGAAAUUGCUAAAUAUAUACAAAAUGGUUACGCCAGAAAACUUUCCAGACGAA